AUGCAAAACAUGCCGACAGGAAACAGGAAUGUAAAGGCACCACAGGCCCUCAACCUUUGACUUUGAAGGGCCAAAAGACCUGUAAAUAUGCUUCGGAAGGCGCGGGCGGUACUCGUAGACCUGAGCGGGACACUUCACAUAGACGACACUGCGAUUCCAGGUGCCGUCAAUGCCUUGAAAAGGUUGCGGUCGUCAGGGUUGAAGGUGCGAUUCGUGACAAAUACGAGCAAGGAGUCUUCGCGGGCGCUGCACUCCCGGCUUUUGGACCUUGGCUUUGAGGUGACAGCUGAAGAAAUGUUCAGCAGUUUGGCCGCUACCCGACUGCUGGCCUUCGAACGUGGUCUCAGGCCUCUGUUCCUCGUCGAUCCGGCUGCUGAGGAAGAAUUUGAAGGGCUUGAUUCAAAUCAGCCUAAUGCUGUCCUCAUCGGACUAGCACCAGGGCAGUUUAAUUACCCGAAGCUCAACCAGGCCUUCAGAUUAGUUCUCGAUGGUGCACAACUGAUUGCAAUUAACAAAGGUCGUUAUUAUCAGACCAAGGAUGGUUUGUCUCUUGGUGCAGGUUCGUUUGUUGCUGCCUUGGAGUACGCAACUGGAAAGCAGGCGGAAGUUGUUGGAAAGCCUACCAAAGCCUUUUUCCAGGCCAGUCUGCGAGGACUCGAUGUCCAACCUGACGAAGUCAUCAUGAUAGGAGAUGAUGUGAAGGACGACAUUCUAGGUGCCGUGGAAGCGGGAAUUCAAGGUGUUCUGGUCAAAACUGGAAAAUUCCGACCUGGGGAUGAGGAUAAGCUACCUGAAGGUGCCUUCCUUGCAGAAAAUUUCCCAGACGCCGUUGAUAUGAUUCUGCGAGCUAAGAAAAAUUUGUGAUCUGAGUGUAUUUUUACUGUGUAUUAAUUUAUUUAAAACUGUUGGCUAUCAAAAACAA
Messenger RNA from Neocloeon triangulifer, 922 nucleotides. RefSeq names its product haloacid dehalogenase-like hydrolase domain-containing protein 2. The coding region runs from base 88 to 864 and encodes 258 amino acids. The record is from RefSeq and is a predicted model, not a curated record. Gene Ontology annotation, biological process: dephosphorylation. Gene Ontology annotation, molecular function: phosphatase activity. The transcript is spliced from 4 exons. NCBI's taxonomy places the organism in Eukaryota, Metazoa, Arthropoda, Insecta, Ephemeroptera, Baetidae.